GCCGGGUGCACACUGCUGGAUGCCCGAGCUGCGCUGUACUGUGUGCACACACGGAUUGUCCGGCCUCAUCUACAGGGUACAGAGGAAGUCCCAUCCACAAAGGGGGAGAUCCAGGCGGCUGAUUCGGAUCAGGAGCCCCCCGAGCUGUGUGCAUUAACUCUGGAGCGGAUUUUGCACCCCGGUGAUCCAGAUCCUGCCCCCCCUGCCCAGUCCUGUGGACCCCUUAUUGCAAUGACAUCAAGUCUGCCCCAUCUGAUGAGAUCAGGAGGUGCCCCCACCCAUGUGUAACCUGUGACCCCUGAAGAGUGCCCCUUGUGAUGAUGGACUGUGCUUCAGGUUGUGCACAUCGAUCAUAACCACCAGUGUGGGGGGCCAGGAGCUGCAUAGGUGGGCUUCAUACUCAUCUGGGGGGGAUUUGCUGGAAGCCCUCAGUUCACAUUUGGGACUCACAGUGCGGAAUACUCCAUACACCUGGCUCAGGAUCUCCAGGAAAAGUGGUCAGCCUUGGCAGUGCCCUAACAAAGAGGAUCUACUAUUGGGGGGGCUCCAGCUAACAGGGUGGCUUCUAUAACUGCGAACAGGAGGGACCUGAAGAAAGGCUUUGGAGCUUCACUCAUCGGGGAUUACACACAAAUCCUCUUCCCCUUGCUGUAGGGGGGUCUUUUAUUACUAGGGGCUCACGUUGAGGUUUUUAUUUUUGGAUUUAAUCUGCCUUGGAUUAUAACAUUGUCCUCCUGGUGUGAACCAUGAUGAAGCCAUCCUUGGAGCUGUUAUUGAAGACAGGAUCUUUUCGGGUCCCCGGGGGAGCCAUGGUCUCCAGUUAUCUGCUGCUCCUCCUCCUGACAUUGUCCUGUGUCUCUCAGGGGUUGGUGGAUGCCAGUUCAUGGUGGUCUCUGGCAAUGAACCCUGUCCAGCUCCCAGAAGUGUACAUUAUCGGGGCACAACCUCUCUGCAGCCAGUUAUCGGGGCUCUCACAGGGGCAGAAGAAGCUGUGUCAGCUCUAUCAGGACCACAUGCAAUACAUCGGGGAGGGGGCAAAAACUGGCAUCAAAGAAUGCCAGUACCAGUUUAGGCACAGAAGGUGGAACUGUAGCACAGUGGAUAACACUUCAGUGUUUGGCAGAGUCAUGCAAAUAGGGAGCAGAGAGACGGCGUUCACCUAUGCCAUCAGUGCUGCGGGAGUGGUGAAUGCAGUAAGCAGAGCGUGCAGAGAGGGGGAGCUGUCGACGUGUGGCUGCAGCAGGGCAGCCCGCCCUAAGGAUCUACCCCGGGAUUGGCUCUGGGGAGGCUGCGGGGAUAAUCUAGACUAUGGCUACAGAUUUGCUAAGGAAUUUGUGGACGCAAGGGAACGAGAGAAAAUUUACCAGAAAGGAUCCUAUGAUAACGCCAGGAUCAUGAUGAACAUACACAACAACGAAGCUGGAAGGAGGGCAGUAAGUACUUUGGCGGAUGUGGCCUGCAAAUGUCAUGGAGUCUCUGGUUCUUGCAGUCUUAAGACUUGUUGGCUACAACUAGCCGACUUCCGGAAAGUGGGGGACUUAUUGAAAGAAAAGUAUGACAGUGCUGCAGCCAUGAAACUCAAUGUUCGAGGCAAAUUGGUUCAAGUCAACAACAAGUUCAACACUCCAACUCCGAGCGAUCUGGUUUACAUUGAUCCAAGUCCGGAUUAUUGCGUGCGCAACGAAAGCACUGGGUCUUUAGGAACCCAAGGGAGGUUGUGCAAUAAAACCUCAGAGGGCAUGGACGGCUGUGAGCUUAUGUGCUGUGGUAGAGGAUAUGACCAGUUCAAAACAACACAGACUGAGAGAUGUCACUGCAAGUUUCACUGGUGCUGCUAUGUGAAAUGCAAGAAAUGUACCGAGAUUGUCGACCAGUUUGUAUGCAAGUAAGACGCAAAGGAAAGGACUAUGAACAAUAUUAAAUAUCCGCUUUAAUUUAUAGAGGUCACUUAGGAGUUGCAAGCAGAUAGCAACUGGAUCUAUUUUUCUUCAUAUCACACAGCCUCUCCUUGGAAAAGAACAAGAAAUAAAAAACAAACUGAAAAUAUUUAUUUACAAAAAAAUUAAAGACACUUUUUCUAAAAAAAAAAAAAGUAUAUAAUUAGAUAAACUAAGACUGAAGCGCUCGGGAUUUAGAACAUGUAUAGUAGGUUUAUAUGGAUGAGAGGGGAGCAGAUGGAUGAAGACAAGCUGUGUUUUUUUUUUUUUUUAUAUUAAAUUUAAAAAAAAAAAAAAAAGUUUUGUGUUACAUGGUUUAUGGAGAACUCACUCCAAAAAAAGUUUCACAGUUCAGCAGUUAGAUACGGAGAUUUUCUUUUUCUCCGACAUUUUAUUUUCAUAUUAGGAACUACUAUUUGUUGUGUGAUACCUCUGGAGAUGUUGGGAUUGCACUUUGUAUUAUGCAUAAAUUCUUAUAUGUUAAGUUUAAAAUAUUCAUACACUUUUUUAGCUGACAACAUACCGAUUUAAUUCAGGCAUUUUUAUUUCAUAGGGACAUAUUCAUUCUUGUUUAAUACUUUCAUGGUUCUAAGAAUAUACUGGUUAGCAGACAAAAUUUAUUGAUCAUCUGUUUUACGGUUUCACAUUAGGAUCUAUUUUUUU
Messenger RNA from Hyla sarda, 2600 nucleotides. RefSeq names its product Wnt family member 5A (gene WNT5A). Gene Ontology annotation, biological process: neuron differentiation; cell fate commitment; multicellular organism development. The transcript has 5 exons. The record is from RefSeq and is a predicted model, not a curated record. Gene Ontology annotation, cellular component: extracellular region. Gene Ontology annotation, molecular function: frizzled binding; cytokine activity. The coding region runs from base 747 to 1889 and encodes 380 amino acids. NCBI's taxonomy places the organism in Eukaryota, Metazoa, Chordata, Amphibia, Anura, Hylidae.